CAACUUUCCGGUCCGAAUUUUGGUACCAAUCUGAUUCCCUUGCUCAAGCAUGAUUUCAAAAUCCCCUUCAGCAAUCUGGAGUCAAAUUCUCCUUGGUUGGACCGGGUCUUGCGGGCUGGCCACUUCGUUUAUUUUUAAUUUCGAAAGAUUCACGAUGGCAACAAAGAGGUGGCUUGCGGACGAGAACGGGCCGACUAGCUGCUCGCACAAGUCAACGUAUGUAAAGAGUCUGGAGAGAUCUGCAACACAUCCUGCCAACAAAAGCCUCUGAGAGCCUGCCUGGCGCACUUCCAGCGAAGCGGCACGAUAGACCGCGAUAACGAAAAUCGCAUCUUCGACUGAAGAAAUAAGAAAAAAGUGCAGUCUCUCUGCAAGGAGCCGAUCUGUUGCUAUGUUGGCCGGAUAACAUAUUCGACAGCGUCUUGCGCUGUAGCAGCUUG
Molecule: messenger RNA, 440 nt
Organism: Acaromyces ingoldii
Lineage: Eukaryota; Fungi; Basidiomycota; Exobasidiomycetes; Exobasidiales; Cryptobasidiaceae
Exons: 1
Coding region: 50-271 (73 amino acids)
Source: RefSeq, a predicted model, not a curated record